GCGGCGGUCGGGAGGACGUGCCUCGCCGCCCAGCCAGGCGAGGAUGCCCUUUGUUCGCCUCAGGCCUACCUGGAGGUGGGGGGCGUUGUUAAACCGGUGCCGUUCGUCCCAGUAAGUCACAGGGGAGCCCGGUGAGACUCAUCCACCGCCUCUGUGGUUCGCUUGUGUUUUGUUUCUGCCCCUCAACAAAUAUGUGAGAUCUACUGGAAGGUAUGUUAAGUGUUAUGUGGUUUCUGAUGCUCUUUAUGGCAUUCCUCCCUCCUAGUUAUACAGAUCGUAGCUGAUGAGUAGUACUGUCAUGCUUAGAGCUGAUUUACUGAAAGAUUAGAUGCUGCUCUUCAGCUGUUACCUAUGACCCAUUUUUUCCUCUUAUGCUAUGCUGACUCACUGUCCAGGUUUUAGUAAGAAAAAGAUUGCAGAGAGACAGCAACUUGUGCAACGUGUAAAGCAGCAAGAGCUUAGGAUACUCCUGCUUCAAAUAGAGCAGUGGCUCCUGGUUUCUUCAUAGUUCACAUCCUUGAUUAUCUGUCUUUGAAGAAGUGGACUAAGUCUUGACUCUUGGGGUGGUCAUCCCUGAAUCUGGGUCCCUCUAAGACUGCUGUGACUGACAAAGCUCGAGUGAAACUUGAAAAAGCAAAAAGUCUCAGCUCUGAUGAUGAGAAACCCCCUGGCCCCGGCAGGACUGGGGAGGGCUGCCAUGGCAAGGACCGGGCCGUUGCAAGAAUGGCAGGGGGCGGGGUGCAAAACAUUAUGAGAGGGCCAGGGAGGUGCCUCCUUGCAGUGUCAAAUUACUUUAAUCCAAACUCUCUCAAAUGCAGCUGGUCCAGCAGACAGAAGUGAGCUGAGAUUUGCCAGCCCAGAGCUUUCUCUCUGCGGUUUUUCUCUAGGGGAGGUUAGAUGUUUUCAUCAAUCCUGAAGAAGAGUGGAGUCAGGACCUGCUAAGUGUGUUGAUCUGCUUGUGCUCUGGACCAUGGACUCAUUGAGAGUUUCCCUAGUGUGAAAAUGUCCAGCAGUAACCGGGAAUUAGUGAUUGACUUUGUUUCCUACAAGCUCUCACAGAAGGGAUACAGCUGGAGUCAGCUCGAGGAAGAGGAUGAGAACAGGACUGAUCUUGCGGCAGAGGCUGGGAUGGCCAGUGUCCUUAAUGGGAGCCCGUCCUGGCAUCCCCCUGCUAGCCACAUAGUGAAUGGAGCCACUGUGCACAGGAGCAGCCUUGAAGUCCAUGAAAUUGUUCAAGCAGCUGAUGUGAGGCAGGCACUGAGAGAGGCAGGAGAUGAAUUUGAAUUGAGGUACCGGAGAGCUUUUAGCGACCUCACUUCCCAGCUCCACAUUACCCCUGGCACAGCAUAUCAGAGCUUUGAGCAGGUGGUGAAUGAACUCUUCCGGGAUGGAGUGAACUGGGGUCGCAUCGUCGCUUUCUUCUCCUUCGGAGGGGCGUUGUGUGUGGAGAGCGUUGACAAGGAGAUGCGGGUAUUGGUUGGACGCAUUGUAUCUUGGAUGACCACGUACUUGACCGACCAUCUAGAUCCCUGGAUCCAAGAGAAUGGCGGAUGGGAGCGAUUUGUGGACCUCUAUGGGAAUGAUGCUGCUGCCGAGCUGAGGAAGGGCCAGGAGACCUUCAACAAAUGGCUCCUGACUGGGGCAACUGUGGCAGGAGUGCUUCUGCUGGGAUCUCUGCUGAGCCGCAAGUGACCCGACACCGAGUCCUCCCGUUGCCAGGAGAGCUGCGCCUUCACCGCAACAUCCACUACACUCCGCUCCCCAACACUGUCACCACUGCAGGGGCAGACCCCCGCCACCUCCCGGGGCAGCUGUCCUGCUCCACGGAGCUCUCUUCCCAGUGCCGCCAGCUCCUUUUCUUGUAGCUCCUCUUAUUUACCGUUCCGUUGUGUUUUAAAGGCGCUGAGACCAAUGCAGCACUUCAGCCAACCGCUCCCAGCGCUGGGGAGAUCCAGGCAGCUGGGGGGAGUCCUGGCUAGAAGGUGUCCCAGCCCUGCAGGAUCCUCUAAACCACUUUGAGGAGAAUAAACAGACUUAUUUUUGCAUGUGUGAGUGCGUGCGUGUGUGUAGAUGUCUCACUAAUAUAAGGUUCCCUAGCCAGAGCAAGGGUCCAGGCUCUGUGACCCCUGCCGCGCGCAUGCUGCGUCUCCGGCUCGUGGCUCAGCACCUGCACAGCGGCUCCCAGCCCUGCCCCAGGCUGCUGCUCUGCGG
Messenger RNA from Struthio camelus australis, 2211 nucleotides. NCBI's taxonomy places the organism in Eukaryota, Metazoa, Chordata, Aves, Struthioniformes, Struthionidae. The record is from RefSeq and is a predicted model, not a curated record.